Molecule: messenger RNA, 556 nt
Organism: Ilyonectria robusta
Lineage: Eukaryota; Fungi; Ascomycota; Sordariomycetes; Hypocreales; Nectriaceae
Exons: 2
Coding region: 48-326 (92 amino acids)
Source: RefSeq, a predicted model, not a curated record
UUCCAAUCAACACAAUCUCAAACACAAGAACCUCUCAACCAUCCACCAUGCGCUUCUCCACACUCUUCGCCGCCGCCGCUACCCUCGCUGCCGCCGUAACCGGCAUGGCUAUCGAAGAGCGCGACGUAGUCAUCUCGGACGAGAUCACUCUCGGGCUUCUCCGUGCCUACCAGGACUUCGACGGAGACGAGAGCCUCCAGAAGCGUGGCUGUGGAUUCGACAACUGCCAGCUGUGCUACGACAGAUACCCGUACUGCCACAUGAACAACCUCCCCAGCACCAUCAACUGUCUCGCUCGUUGCAGCAAAUGCCCCGGCAAGUGCUAAACUGGCCGUGGACUUGGAGGGCAAAGUAGCCAAUUGUCCGAGAACAUGUUUAAAAGACUGCGAUAACCGACACUGACAACCGACUCUUCAAGACCAAUGACCACGAAGCAAAUUCAUCACGUAAAGUGAGGGGAACUGGGGCAAUUUCCAAGUUGCGGUGUGGGCUUCUUUUCGCAUGUUUUUCACAAUACUCUACAUAGACCAACAUACUUUGCUUUGCUGCUUAUGUG